AUGAAGCUCAAGUUAAAUCUCAAUACAUCCAGUGCUAAUGUUGCAGCUGCUGCGUCUUCGGGCACUCCUACAGCAGCGACACCAGGGCCCGCGCCGACACCAGGGCCCGCGCCGACACCAGGAGGCUCUCGACCAGGCACAAAAAUCAAGUUCAAGACCAAGUCCACGCCAUCUACUCCUUUGGAGCUCUCAGAGCCACCCAAGCUCAAGAAGUGGAAGGCCCCAAAACCCUCCAAGUCAUCCAUAAAAACUGCGAAACAUGUGGAGAGCAAGAAGGGCGAUAGCAAGAAGAGAGACAGAGAGGAAAGCGACGACGAGCACGGAACAAUCGCAGUUCAACCCCCUAAACAUCAACCAAAGAAGAUCAAGAUAGUUAGCGCCAAAACUCCCAAAACUCCCAUCGCACAAACACCCAUAAAUUUCAAGGCAAAGAUCAAGGGCAGGCCUCUUCAACGACACAAGGGAGAAGGAUAUGACUCCGAGGCCAGCGACACCGAAAUCGAUCCAGUUCAGUUGGAGGGAUUCAUCUGGCGACUGCUUCCUAAUGAUGACUGUGAAUAUCUACGACAAUGUAUUGUUGAGAAGAAAAUGGGCGUCCCUAUCUCACAAGGCGGUCCACAUAUAACGUUCAGGUUUUUUAGUCCUGAUGCUCGACGAGUCUCAUUUAAUAUUCGAGGACAAUACUACGCAGCGAUAGCGGUCGAUUUGCCUACAAUCACCGAAGCUAUGAAGAGUUGGGACAAGCGUGGUUGGUGGAAGAGUGUAGAUAUCUGUCAGAUGAUUUUGAUGCUGGCACCGGUUGAGAAGGAAGAAGACGUGAGAACAUUCCCACUUCCAAAGGAGGUUAAUCCAACGACAUGGGCUUAUUCCCACGGUAUUACGCCUCCCAUGCAUUAUGCUCGCAAACGACGUUUCAGAACUCGAGCGAACAGAAGCGACAUUGAACAAAUGGAAAGCGUCGUUGCCAGACUUCUAGAAGCCGAUAGUAAGGCGGUAUCUUCGAGUUGGCAGAUGAUUGAUGAGAACAAAGAGAGAAGAAGUCAAAUGUACAGUCCUAACCCGGAAACUCCUGGGGGAGAUGACCACGACGAGGACGAAUACGACGACGAAGACGCAGAGGGAGAAGAGGACGAUACUUCACAGCAGCAAGGCUACUUCAACACAGCCCACCACAACGAAGGAGGAGAAGACGAGGAUCAGGACGACGAGCUUUUCGCAGGAAUGGAGAAGGAAAUCGAAGCUGCGUUGGAAGAUCAACUCGAUGAACAAAUGGACGUAUCAACACCGAUGUCUACUACCGGAGCCACGCCCUUGGCAUCAAACGAUAACUCAUCUGCUUUGCCACAAGAAGAAGAGGAAGAAGAAGACAGUGGUGAUGAGUCUAUGGAAGGAGAUGACGAGGAAGAUGACGAUGUGGAAAUGAACCCAGAGGAACGAGAGCGACUCGCCCAAAUCGAAGAAGUCAAGGAGGAUAUCGCCGAUCUGGAAAAGAGAAUCGAAACCGCUCAGACACAAAUUGCUACACAACAGAAUCCAAUUCUUAAGAAGAGAUUGGAGGAUAAUGCACGCAAGUUGAAGGCUGAGUUGCAGAUCAAGAAGUCAUCCAUCGGCGAAGGGGAUGAGUAUUGA
Hymenoscyphus albidus is the source of this 1629-nucleotide messenger RNA. NCBI's taxonomy places the organism in Eukaryota, Fungi, Ascomycota, Leotiomycetes, Helotiales, Helotiaceae. The record is from the annotation of a GenBank genome assembly.